CUCAAGAGAAUGUAAAAUAUAUAAACCUGGUGUAUACCCAUACCUUCAUGCCCCCUAGAUAUCCUCUACUUCAACCUCGAACCUUCAACCUUAAACACUAUCCUCCGCAUAUACUCAACAAUCAAACUAAAUACUUAGUUCAGGACCUGGGAAGUAUCGAUACAGACACGUUGUAUAGUCGUCUGCUUGAUCUUCUAACAAGGGAGGAUUUUGUCCGGAAAAAAGAGGGAAUAAGGAUGAAAACUUACCUGGUGGCUCCAACCUUCCUUCUAGAUCAGCUGGGAUAUAUUGCAAGAAAAUCGCUGAAGAUCGAUGUUAUCUUCACAAAAUAUCCGCAUUUAUCUGUAGAAUCUUUGGAUAAACUAGAUUUAGGAGUUUAUACCAUCGAGACCUUAUCUCCAACCGUAGAAAACCAUCGGAAGUAG
This is a messenger RNA of Eurytemora carolleeae, 425 nucleotides long. RefSeq lists its product as uncharacterized. The transcript has 5 exons. Bases 48 to 425 code for a protein of 125 amino acids. The record is from RefSeq and is a predicted model, not a curated record. NCBI's taxonomy places the organism in Eukaryota, Metazoa, Arthropoda, Copepoda, Calanoida, Temoridae.